AUGAUGUCCGUGGGUUUCCGGCGACCUCUCAAAAUAAAUGACAUCUGGCUUCUCAAUCCUGACCGGUCUGUCGAGGCCCAUGCCGAGCUCGUCAGGGCCGCGUUCGAAAAAGGCGUCGAGGCAGGUUACAAAGCACCUCUGUUCUGGGCCUUGUACAGCACAUUCAAGGCUGAGUUUUUGUUCGGAGGCUUGUGCCGGCUGAUCUCUGACCUGUUCGUUGUCGGGUCUCCCUACACCCUCCGCUACCUCAUCCAGUUUGCGCUGGAGUCGUACUAUGCCAACUUGGAGGGCGUCGAGCCGCCUCCUGUCUCCCACGGUUACGGUCUGGUCUUCGGAAUCAUGUGCAUGCAGGUCAUACAAAGCUUUUGCACAAACCACUUCUUCUACAACGGGCACAUGGUCGGCGGUCAGACAAGAGCGGUUCUCAUCACAGCCAUCUUCAAUAAGUCGCUGAAGAUAUCAGGGCGAGCCAAGAAUGGAAUUAAGCCGCCAUCAUUCAGCGACACCCAGGCAACGUUGAUCAGUGGCGACGAGGACUCCUCUGCGCAGCAAGACGAGACAGCGCAAUCCCCAACGCACGAAGUGAAAGCAAAGAGUGCAAAGAAGCAGAAGAGUUCCGCUGUUACAGAAAUGGGGUGGUCGAAUGGGCGGGUCAUCGGCCUAAUGGCCAUCGACUCUGCACGUAUUGAUGCAGCUGCUGGUUUGAUCCACACCGUCUGGACCGCACCGCUCAUCACCAUCAUUGCAGUGGCACUUUUGAUCGUCAACCUGAGCUACAGCGCCCUGGCAGGAUUGGCCAUUCUGAUCGUGGCGAUGGUCUUCCUCGCAAAGACGGUCGGCAAUCUGUAUGUCAGGCGCAAGAAGAUCAACCAAAUCACAGACAAACGAGUAGGCCUCACUCAAGAAGUCCUGUCGGCAGUCAGGUUGGUCAAGUAUUUUGGCUGGGAGACUUCAUUUGUCGAGCGCAUCAUUGGUCUCCGAGCUACAGAGACAACAGCGCUGCAGUUCUUCAUGGCAUUCCGCAACAUUGUCACUGCGGUAUCGCAGACCGUGCCUAUCUUCGCAGCCAUGCUUGCUUUUGUCACAUACGCCACAACCCACAGCGGGCUCUCCCCGGCUGUCGUCUUCUCAUCCAUGGCUAUCUUCAACAGUCUCCGGAGCCCCCUGACGUACCUACCUGUCUGCCUCGGCAUGGCCGUCGACGCCUGGGCAUCCAUGCAACGGAUCCAGGAGUACCUCCUGGAGGAAGAACAGGAGGUUUUCGAAGUCGACCCGAGCCUGGAGAGUGCCAUCCAGGUAGAUAAUGCCACCUUCACCUGGGAGAAGCAGUCCUCGACCGCAUCAGUGCCAGGUGCUCAAAGUAAAACAUCUGGGAAGAGCGGGACUGAGGAGAAGCAUGGCUCAAGUACGACUCUGGUCGAAGAGGAGAUGGCUUUCUCUCUUGACCGCGUCAGUAUCGAUAUCAACCGGGGAGAGCUCAUCGCCAUUGUUGGCGGCGUUGGGUCCGGCAAGACUUCGAUGCUCUCUGCACUGACAGGCGACAUGCGCAGGACGGACGGGUCAGUGGUCUGGGGCGGAUCCAAGGCCGUCUGUGCCCAGUACGCGUGGAUACAGAAUGCUACUGUCAAGGACAACAUCAUUUUCGGAAACCCGGCCGACGAGGAAUGGUACCGUAUCGUUGUCCACGCGUGCUCGCUUACCGCUGACUUCGAAACACUCCCACACGGUGAUGCGACAGAAAUCGGCGAGCGAGGCAUCAACCUCUCUGGGGGCCAGAAACAACGCAUCAGCCUGGCCAGGGCUGUGUACUCCAAAGCCGACAUCCUGCUACUGGACGAUCCCCUAAGUGCGGUCGACCCCUAUGUCGGCAAGUUCAUCUUUGAGACGGCCAUAUGUGGUCUCCUCAGCCACAAGACACGGGUCCUCGCAACGCACCAGAUGCACGUUCUCAACCAGUGUGAUCGCAUCAUAUGGAUGGAGAAUGGCCGCGUCCGGGCUGUUGAUUCAUACCUCAACCUCAUGGUCAACAACAAAGAGUUUGCCAAGAUGGUCCACGAACGGGCCGCCGCAGCGCAGCAAAACAACGAAGCAACCGCCGAUUCAGCGAUACCAACAACGGCGGUCAGUACCGCGGCCGCCGCCCCAACUGCAGCCGCCAAGGCGGCCAAAGCAGCUGCUGGGAAACUCAAGGACCUCAUGUCUACCGAGGACCAGAACACCAAGAGCAUCCCCUGGUCGGUUUACAUCUCGUACAUUACGUCUGCGGACAACAUGGCGCUGGUCGCCCUCAUAGUCCCGCUUCUUUGCCUGGCGCAGGGCCUGAACAUCCUUUCCAGUCUCUGGUUGGCAUGGUGGAGCCAGGACAAAUACGGUCUGCCGGAGAAUACCUACAUCGGCAUAUAUGUCAUGCUUUGUGUCACUCAGGCCCUCUUCCUGUACGCCUUUGGCAUCUGCCUCGCCAUCACUUGCACAAGCUCCAGCAACCACAUGCUGAACAGGGCACUGCGGAAAAUACUGCACGCACCCAUCGCGUUUUUCGACACGACACCCCUGGGCCGCAUCACCAACCGCUUUUCCAAGGACGUUGAUGUGAUGGAUUAUUCUCUGACCGAGGCUCUUCGGCUCUAUUGCAUAUCUAUUGCGAUGGUUGUCUCCAUUUUCGCCUUGAUUCUCUCCUAUUUCUACUGGUUCAUUUGCGCUCUUGUCCCCGUCAUGAUCAUAUUCUUCUUCUCAGCUGCCUACUACCGCGCCUCGGCGCGUGAAGUAAAGCGGUACGAGGCCGUCCUCCGGUCCGUCGUCUUCGCCCGCUUCACCGAGGGUCUGAGCGGCGUGUCUUGCAUCCGCAGCUACGACUCACAAGAUCGCUUCGUGAAAACGAUCAAAAUGGCCAUAGAUAACAUGGACAGCGCCAACUACCUGACCUUUUCCAACCAGCGGUGGCUUAACAUGCGGCUGGACCUGGUCGGGGUCAUCCUCAUCCUGACCGUGGGAAUUGUGGUUGUCCAGGAGCGCUUCACGCAGUCCCCGGCCAUUUCCGGGCUGGUCCUCUCGUACAUCCUCGGCGCUACGCAAGUCCUGCAGUUUAUCGUGAGGCAGUUUGCCGACGUCGAGAACGCGAUGAACGCCACCGAGCGGUUGUACUCGUACGGCAAGGACAUCCCACAGGAAGGGUCCACCGUCAACAACGGCGUAGUCCCAAGGCCGCCAACCUCGGCAUGGCCCUUCGCCGGCGAGAUCACCUUCGACAACGUGCGUAUGCGGUACAGACCUGACCUCCCCGAAGUGUUGAAGGGUUUCUCCCUGAAGGUCGGCGGGAGCGAGCGCAUUGGUAUCAUCGGGCGUACCGGGGCUGGCAAGUCCAGCCUGAUCGGCGCCCUCUUCCGGAUGCAGGAGCUCGACGGUGGAUCCAUCGGCAUCGACGGGGAGGAUAUCUCCAAGUUGCCUUUAGAUGCGCUUCGCUCACGGCUUUCCAUCAUCCCCCAGGAUACGACGCUGUUCCGCGGCACUGUCAGGUCGAACCUCGACCCGUUCAACAACUGCUCCGAAUGGCAGCUCAUACAUGCUCUGCAACAAGCCUACCUGGGCUCGCUCAACCUGGACGAUAAGGUCGAGGAGGAGGGUUUGAACUUCUCACUCGGCCAGCGGCAGCUCCUCGCACUCGCCCGGGUGCUGGUCAGGGGAAGCAGGAUUGUCGUGUGCGACGAAGCUACCUCCAACGUGGACCUGGAAACGGACGAGAAGAUCCAGAGCACGAUGCUCCAGGCCUUCAAGGGCAAGACGGUGCUGACAAUUGCGCACCGAAUACGCACCAUCAUCAAUUAUGACCGGAUAUGCGUCAUGCACCAGGGCCAGAUCAUCGAGCUCGGCACCCCGAAGGAGCUUUGGGAGUUGGGUGGCGUGUUCAGGGGCAUGUGUGAGAGGAGCGGCAUCGGCGAAGAGGAAUUCACCGAAGUUUGGUUCUGA
This is a messenger RNA of Diaporthe citri, 3963 nucleotides long. RefSeq lists its product as uncharacterized. Gene Ontology annotation, cellular component: membrane. Gene Ontology annotation, molecular function: ATP hydrolysis activity; ATP binding; ABC-type transporter activity. Gene Ontology annotation, biological process: transmembrane transport. The transcript is spliced from 4 exons. The record is from RefSeq and is a predicted model, not a curated record. The coding region runs from base 1 to 3963 and encodes 1320 amino acids. Lineage: Eukaryota; Fungi; Ascomycota; Sordariomycetes; Diaporthales; Diaporthaceae.